Molecule: messenger RNA, 465 nt
Organism: Oppiella nova
Lineage: Eukaryota; Metazoa; Arthropoda; Arachnida; Sarcoptiformes; Oppiidae
Source: the annotation of a GenBank genome assembly
AGCCCUGCAACGUAUCUAUCAAUACGAUAUGGGAGUAUAAACCUAGAAAGUGGUGGUCAAGUGGUAGAUGUGAUUGAGGCGGUGGCACAUCCUUCUUACAGUGAUUGGACACUUGACAACGACAUCGCUCUGAUCCGUACCAAAACACCAAUUACUUUGGACUCGUCGACGGCGAGUGUGAUCGCACUGCCAGAGCAGGACUCGGAUGUGGCGUCCGGACAAUCGGUUACUAUAACCGGUUGGGGAUAUACUACUGAAUCGGGACAACUCGCGCCAAUUUUGCAAAAGAUUUCAAUUCCAGUGGUUGAUAGAAAUGGAGACUCUGGAGGACCUGUAGUGGCGAAUGGGGUUCUUGUGGGUGCCGUGUCGUGGGGUUACGAGCAGACCUGUGCCCAACCCGACACUUAUGGGGUUUACACACGAAUUGCCAAAUUCAGGGAUUGGAUCAAAAUUAAAACAUUGAUU